Molecule: messenger RNA, 5723 nt
Organism: Pongo pygmaeus (Bornean orangutan)
Lineage: Eukaryota; Metazoa; Chordata; Mammalia; Primates; Hominidae
Gene: GABRA2
Product: gamma-aminobutyric acid type A receptor subunit alpha2
Exons: 10
Coding region: 380-1735 (451 amino acids)
Biological process (GO): monoatomic ion transmembrane transport; gamma-aminobutyric acid signaling pathway; chloride transport
Cellular component (GO): membrane
Molecular function (GO): GABA-A receptor activity; extracellular ligand-gated monoatomic ion channel activity
Source: RefSeq, a predicted model, not a curated record
UACCCGGCCUGACUCCUCCUCCUCCAGGCGCGGGGCUCGUGCCCGCCACGCCGGCGCGCACCGCGCCUCCGCCCGCGUCCCCCCAAUUUUCCCCCCGCCCCAGCUCCUGUCAUCGUUUUCCCCCUCCUCCUCUUCCUCCUCCUCUUCCUCCUCCUCCGCCCAUCACCGCCACUACGAACGCCUUCGCCUCCUUCUACACCUCGCGCCGCCGCCGCCGCUCCUAGCGCUCCUCUCCGGCUUCCACCAGCCCAUCGCUCCACGCUCGCUUGGCUGCUGCAGUCUCGGUCUCUCUCUCUCUCUCUCAAGUUUCCUAUCUCGUCAAGAUCAGGGCAAAAGGAAGAAAACACUGAAUUCUGCUUGCCGUUUCAGAGCGGCGGUGAUGAAGACAAAAUUGAACAUCUACAACAUGCAGUUGCUGCUUUUUGUUUUCUUGGUGUGGGACCCUGCCAGGUUGGUGCUGGCUAACAUCCAAGAAGAUGAGGCUAAAAAUAACAUUACCAUCUUUACGAGAAUUCUUGACAGACUUCUGGAUGGUUACGAUAAUCGGCUUAGACCAGGACUGGGAGACAGUAUUACUGAAGUCUUCACUAACAUCUACGUGACCAGUUUUGGCCCUGUCUCAGAUACAGAUAUGGAAUAUACAAUUGAUGUUUUCUUUCGACAAAAAUGGAAAGAUGAACGUUUAAAAUUUAAAGGUCCUAUGAACAUCCUUCGACUAAACAAUUUAAUGGCUAGCAAAAUCUGGACUCCAGAUACCUUUUUUCACAAUGGGAAAAAAUCAGUAGCUCAUAAUAUGACAAUGCCAAAUAAGUUGCUUCGAAUUCAGGAUGAUGGGACUCUGCUGUAUACCAUGAGGCUUACAGUUCAAGCUGAAUGCCCAAUGCACUUGGAGGAUUUCCCAAUGGAUGCUCAUUCAUGUCCUCUGAAAUUUGGCAGCUAUGCAUAUACAACUUCAGAGGUCACUUAUAUUUGGACUUACAAUGCAUCUGAUUCAGUACAGGUUGCUCCUGAUGGCUCUAGGUUAAAUCAAUAUGACCUGCUGGGCCAAUCAAUUGGAAAGGAGACAAUUAAAUCCAGUACAGGUGAAUAUACUGUAAUGACAGCUCAUUUCCACUUGAAAAGAAAAAUUGGGUAUUUUGUGAUUCAAACCUAUCUGCCUUGCAUCAUGACUGUCAUUCUCUCCCAAGUUUCAUUCUGGCUUAACAGAGAAUCUGUGCCUGCAAGAACUGUGUUUGGAGUAACAACUGUCCUAACAAUGACAACUCUAAGCAUCAGUGCUCGGAAUUCUCUCCCAAAAGUGGCUUAUGCAACUGCUAUGGACUGGUUUAUUGCCGUUUGUUAUGCAUUUGUCUUCUCUGCCCUAAUUGAAUUUGCAACUGUUAAUUACUUCACCAAAAGAGGAUGGGCUUGGGAUGGGAAGAGUGUAGUAAAUGACAAGAAAAAAGAAAAGGCUUCCGUUAUGAUACAGAACAACGCUUAUGCAGUGGCUGUUGCCAAUUAUGCCCCGAAUCUUUCAAAAGAUCCAGUUCUCUCCACCAUCUCCAAGAGUGCAACCACGCCAGAACCCAACAAGAAGCCAGAAAACAAGCCAGCUGAAGCCAAGAAAACUUUUAACAGUGUUAGCAAAAUUGACAGAAUGUCCAGAAUAGUUUUUCCCGUUUUGUUUGGUACAUUUAAUUUAGUUUACUGGGCUACAUAUUUAAACAGAGAACCUGUAUUAGGGGUCAGUCCUUGAAUUGAGACCCAUGUUAUCUUUGGGAUGUAUAGCAACAUUAAAUUUGGUUUGUUUUGCUAUGUACAGUCUGACUAAUAACUGCUAAUUUGUGACCCAACAUGUACAGUAUGUAUAUAGUGACAUAGCUUACCAGUAGACCUUUAAUGGAGACAUGCAUUUGCUAACUCAUGGAACUGCAGACAGAAAGCACUCCAUGCCAAAACAGCCAUUGCCUUUUUAAAAGAUUUACCCUAGGACCUGAUUUAAAGUGAAUUUCAGAUGACCUGAUUAAUUUCCUAUUCUUCUAAUAGAGAUGAAAGUGGGGAUCUUGUACAACCCUUUGUGGACCCUUUUGGUUUAGCUCUUAAGUAGGGGUAUUUUCUACUGUUGCUUAAUUAUGAUGGAAGAUAACAUUGUCAUUCCUAGAUGAAUCCUUUGAAGUAACAAACAUUGUAUCUGACAGCAGCUCCGUUCAUGAGUGCUCAGAGUCCCUGCUAAUGUAAUUGGAAGCUUGGCACACAUAAGAAAAACUAGAGAUUUGAAAUCAGCUAUGAAUUACUCUAUAUAGUAUCUAUAGCCAUGUACAUAUUACAGCAUGACAAGCUCGAAUAAUUAUGAGUCAGCCCGACAGGAUGUUAAUUAUGCUUAUGAUUUAAUAACUAUUGGAAUGUCGUGGUCAUUACAUUUUUAGCUUCGGAGUUUAUUUGAAAGUAAUAAUUGAAAUCCUACAAUUUAUUUUAAUCAUUGGAAACUACCUUAAUUAAAAAAAAAAAAAGAAAACAAAUGUGUCUUAACCUUUCCAGGUAGGUGUUGUAUUGAAAUGGAUCAGCUAAAUUUUACUGGUGCUGGAGACUGGAAAAAGCAUCCAGUUUGGUUGCUGUGGAGCAACAUGCAUGUUGGAUUAGAAAAUUGUGCCAAAAACUCCCACCGAUGAGAAUUCAUAGGUGCUCCACACUACGACAAGCACUUAUAUGAUUCUCCUCUUUCCUGUUUACUGCAAAUUCUGCCUUAAGGCUUCUUUUCAAGACUCAGAAGCCACUAAUUAUAAAGGAAAGGGCAGUUAAUUGGCACAUUUUUCUCUUGUGAAAGCAGUUCUUUCAGAUAAGAAUUAAUGUAAAUCUGCUUUUGUAAAUUGCAACUUUAAAUUUCGCUGACUCAAAUUUACAACAGCUUUGUAUACCAGAAGAGGUUUUGGUAAGGGUUGAACAUUUUUACACUGCAACUUUAAAACAUCACCAACAGAUUGUGGAUUAUUUCACGUGCACAAACAUAAACACACACACACACACACACACACACAUACACAGCUAAAUUAGAAACCACAAUUUUAAAUUUUAUAUAAUUACUAGCUAUUAAUGGGUAAAAUUCAUUUUUCUUUUAAUAUUUUAAAAUAUUAUUUAUGCCCCUGAAAUAUGCUAAUAAAAGUUAAAAAUUGUGUAUUAUGCCUAGAUUCAAAGUUUUUGGCAAACCUCAAAUAAUUUUGAUUGACAUGUACAUUAGCAGUUAUUAGUUGACUUUUACUAAAACAUGCACCUUUACGAUGGUGUUUUUGUAGAAACAUAAGUAGUCAAAUAGUAACAUUUAUUGCAGUUUUGUACAGUAUUUGAGUAUAGUGCAUAAAUAGGUAUGUUCAUAAAAUCAAUAAAAGGAGUAUCUAUGGAAAUAAGCAAAAUAUCAGCAAAAAUUGCUAUUCCUUUGCCUCAUUUAAUUUUUUAAAUUUUCUUUGUUUCCAUGUGAUUCUAUUAUAUGCUUUGCAUGAUUGUAUAAAACCAAGGUCACAAAUGCAACUUAUUAACGGAAUUUGCCAAGAAGACAGCCUUGACAUUAAAAAUUCCCUCACAAGAGGUAAUCCAUAAUCCUUAAUAAAAUAAAAUUGUUACGAGCCAAUAAAUGUAUUUCUUUAAUUCCCUUCCAGUAACACUUUCUUUGUCACCUAGUUUUAAAAUGUGCACUUUAUUCAUACAUUGAAAUAGAAGAUAUCCUAUUUUCUUAUACAUUUAAAUAUAGCAUAGCUCUUCUGUAUAGUUUAGGAAUGUGUGCAAUUGUAUAAGGAAGUACAUAAUGCCAGAAGGCAAGCAAUGAAAUUGCUCUAUAUGGUAUGCAUUAUUAGAUGCUUUAAGAAUAUUUUUCUUGUAAAGCCCACAUUGCCCCCUUAAUGUCUGACUAUAAGUUAUAAAUUUAUAAAUAUGUGUAUAUGUAAAAACCAUUGUAAAUAACAGUUUCUGUAUGACCACAGAAAAGGCUCAUCUAUACUUUGGGCAAAGAGCUGCUACUAUAUUGAUGGCACCAGUAUUAUUAGCAUUUAUGGCAGAUUGACCAGAAAACUUAUCACUGUUAUUCUUAUUUUAAAUUUCAUGUGGUAAAAUUGUAUUUGAGUGCAAUGACAUUCUGGCAGUUCAGAUUUUUCAGUGAUGGGGAUCAGAAUUAUUUGUUAUUUCUUUAAACUUUGGUGUACUUUUUACGUAUUUCUUCUUCUUUUAAUGUUUAAAUAAAUCAAAAGGAGCUUCUGCUCUUGUGGGGAGACUAGGAUGCUCCAUGGAAAUUGCUUUUAAAUUAUAGAACAAGAUUCUUAACAAUUAUUCUCCUUUCCAUGAACCAAUUUAAAACACAUUUAAAAGGAUAUUAAUUUAUCACAAUAAGGCCAAUUUUUCAGAAAAUACAUUUUAUAUAUACUAACACUGAUCUCUUUGGCCCAUAAGAUUAUACCUAUUUUAUGCGGUUGUAUAAUGACAUAAAGAGUUAUGGUAUGUACAAAAUGUAUAUAAAUACAUGUACAUAUAUAGAGAUAUACUCUCAUUAUUUUAUAGCUACUACUAUGAUUUAACUAAUAUUUAUUCAAAAAUAUUUUUUAUCUCCUCUGCCAUGCCCUGUAAUUGAUGUUAAUAUCACUCAUGUCACACCCACUGAACUUAGUUGAAAUUUUAAGUGCAUCUCAUUCUUAUAAUGACUUGAAAUUAAAGAUUAUAUAAAACAUGUAAAUUAAUUUAGUAUUGGGAGUUCUUUAAUGAGCUAUGAUGCCACUAGUGUGCUAAGAUGGGUGGCUGUUUUUCUCUUUUCUCCUGUUCAUGUUCCCAUGUGUUUGAUUAUAAAAUGGAAGAAAUAUAACCAUUUAAUAUAUAUUUUUUUAAUUUUAGUGAUUUUAUUAACUGCCAAUCUUAAUGUUUAGAAAUCUUUUCAGGGAUCUCUCUAUUUUGAAUUUAUCUCAGGUUUGGAUAAGUGAUCCCCUUGAGCCAUGUUUCUAAAUUUUUUUUCUUAAAUAGUUCAUAGUUUAUUUUUAAAAACAACGCAGAAUCUAUUAUUUUACUCUCAUUAUUUGGUAAGUAUAAUUUGCAUUUAUGUGGCUCUUUUUGAAUUCCUGGUUGAGGGACACAAACCCUCCUUGAUAUAAUCAUGGAUUCUAGAAGAGCACCAAAGCUUUACAGGUACUUUUCUUUGGUAUGGCCGGUCAUCAUUCCAAUGAAAGAAGAAAGGAAGUAGUUCAAGUCACCUUCUGCAUUAUCAUGGUUCUUUGGCAUCCUUUAAUAAUUUGUUUUACCCUGUCUGAUAAAAAUAGAAGCAUAAAAGUUUAACUUAAAAAAUAGUAAUUUGUUUAAUGUAUUCUAUGCCUGAUGCCCUCAGACACAUGUCUGUGAAACACAGACAUAUUUAAUUACUUACUUGGAAAUAUGAGGUUAUGUUAAUAGAUUUACUAAACAGAUUAUUCUUGUUAUUAGUCUCCUGGCACACCGACAUUCAUCUGCAUGUUUUUGAAGCAAUGACCAAAUUUUUUAUCAUAUGAAAACAUUCAGAAUUUUAAGGGGAUCAGUACCUGACCCAUUGCUACCCUAUAGUGCCACUCAUUUUCCUUUUAAUUGAGGUCCCAUAGGCACCUCAUGCUUCCCUUUUAUUAAUUUAAAGUAUGCAGAAGUGUAAAAUUUUAACUGGGGAGGGGUGCAGUUAUUUUUGACAUCUGCAUGCUUGAGAAACAUGGACACUACACCAACAGCAUUUGUAACAGUGUGGAGAAAAU